Molecule: messenger RNA, 1356 nt
Organism: Malaya genurostris
Lineage: Eukaryota; Metazoa; Arthropoda; Insecta; Diptera; Culicidae
Product: vesicle transport protein GOT1B
Exons: 5
Coding region: 342-770 (142 amino acids)
Biological process (GO): endoplasmic reticulum to Golgi vesicle-mediated transport; retrograde transport, endosome to Golgi
Cellular component (GO): membrane; endoplasmic reticulum
Source: RefSeq, a predicted model, not a curated record
UUCGGUCGGAUAUCUCAUCUGAUUGUCAUUUCUGAUUACCAUACAUAAAGUGCGUGAAAGACGAUUUGUGAAAUAAAAGUUGAUUUUUUUCUGCAGAAGGCAUUAAGAAUUGCAUUUCAAUAAAUAGUGUUUGUGGUCGAGAAUAGUUAUUGUUAUCUAGAAUGUUGAAGUUCCCGAAAGUCGCGAUCAACUUGUGGCUUUAAUCACGAAUGCAUAUUUCGGCGCUGCCAGCAAACAUCAACAAACACUAAUGACGUGGAGGAACAUUUGUUAACAAUAAAUUCGUCAGCAGCUGAAAUCCCGUAUUUUUGUAGGAAUAGUAUUUAAAUUUGUAAUAGAAAAUGUUCGAAAUAAGUGACACACAAAAGAUCGGUGUUGGGUUGGCCGGUUUCGGAGUGGCCUUCCUAUUUCUGGGUGUAUUGCUACUGUUUGACAAAGGGCUGUUAGCUAUCGGAAAUAUUCUCUUCAUCUGUGGACUGGCGUGCGUGAUUGGACUGGAGCGAACCUUCCGGUUCUUUUUCCAGAGACAUAAAGUUAAGGCAUCGAUCGCCUUUUUCGGUGGCAUUAUGAUUGUCCUGCUCGGCUAUCCGUUGAUCGGCAUGCUGAUAGAAACCUACGGCUUUAUAUUACUGUUCAGCGGAUUCUUCCCGGUUGCCAUCAAUUUUUUGCGAAGGGUUCCGGUGUUGGGCCGAUUCCUGAACAUGCCGGGAGUCAGCAAGGUUGUUGACCGGCUGGCAGGAGACUCGAACCGAACAACGGAUGCAUACUAAUGACAAAAUCACAAACGCUCAUUCCAUUCCAGUGCAAGCAUGAAUUGCCAGAUGUAAUUCCGUUAGAGUGUGGUAGAUAGAUUUGGACUCAUUCAGCGGACAUAUGUACUUACGAUUAUGAAUAAAGAAAAAAAAACAACUGUAUGAGCAAGUAAAGGCGAUUUCAUGUUUCAUUUUUCGAUUUAUUUAUCUCAGUUUCGAAAGCUCUCUCGGGCUUUUCGGACUUAAGGUAUUACGUUUCGUACAUUCUGUUAUCUGCUGCAUCACUUUGGUAGUCACUGACUGUCUACAAAUACAUAUGACACGUGUUUUUCCGAACACAACUGCUAAUUUGAUUUGUCACUUAACAAACCGGUCGAACGGUUAGAGAGAGAUAGAAUAAUUAUAACUGUAAAAAAAAAAACGGACCAAGAAAGGAAGGAGCAGUGCAAGGGAGGGCAGUUAUGGAAAGAAACAAAAAACGCAUUAAAAGCAAGGUGUACUGCGCAUCCCGUGUUCGUGUUCGGGAUUUACAGGACCUUUUUGAUUUCGUCGUACAGUACCAGUACGAAAGCACCACCGGUACCACGGAGUACGUUGGAGAAGG